CGGCGGGUGGGGGGGCGGGCGGCGGGGGCCGGAGCCCGAGGGGCGCGCGCCGCGUUAACCCCUGCGCGGCCGGCCGACGGCAGGCGCGGCCCGAGCGGCGGGGUCGGCGGACAGGUGUGCGCGCGGCCCGGCGGCCCGAGCGCCGCGGCUCCAGGCCCGGCCCGCGCCCCGAGCCCGGGAGGCGAGCGGGGACCCCCGCGCCCGCAGCCCAGGGGCGGCGCUGCCCGCGCUCGGCGUGGCCGCCGGCUAGUGCUGGGCCGGGCCGGGCCGGGCUGGGGGGCGGCCCGCCCGGCUCGCCCAUGGGCGCAGGAUGCCGGUGCGGAGGGGCCACGUCGCGCCGCAGAACACCUUCCUGGACACCAUCAUCCGCAAGUUUGAGGGCCAGAGCCGCAAGUUCAUUAUCGCCAACGCGCGGGUGGAGAACUGCGCCGUCAUCUAUUGCAACGACGGCUUCUGCGAGCUGUGCGGCUACUCGCGGGCCGAGGUGAUGCAGCGGCCCUGCACCUGCGACUUCCUGCACGGGCCGCGCACGCAGCGCCGCGCCGCCGCGCAGAUCGCGCAGGCCCUGCUGGGCGCCGAGGAGCGCAAGGUGGAGAUCGCCUUCUACCGGAAGGAUGGAAGCUGCUUCCUGUGUCUGGUGGACGUGGUCCCCGUGAAGAACGAGGAUGGCGCCGUCAUCAUGUUCAUCCUCAACUUUGAGGUGGUGAUGGAGAAGGAGCUGGUGGGGUCCCCGGCCCGCGACACCAACCACCGCGGGCCCCCCACCAGCUGGCUGGCCCCAGGCCGCGCCAAGACCUUCCGCCUGAAGCUGCCCGCGCUGCUGGCCCUGACGGCCCGGGAGGCGCCCGCGCGGCCGGGCGGCGCGGGGGGCGGCGCGGGGGCCGUGGUCGUGGACGUGGACCUGACGCCCGCGGCGCCCAGCAGCGAGUCGCUGGCCCUGGACGAGGUGACGGCCCUGGACAACCACGUGGCCGGCCCGGGCGCGGCGGGGGAGCGCUCGCCGCGCGCGCACGGCCUCAACCCCGAGGCGUCGGGCUCCUGCUGCAGCCUGGCCCGCACCCGCUCCCGGGAGAGCUGCGCCAGCGUGCGCCGCGCCUCGUCGGCCGACGACAUCGAGGCCAUGCGCGCCGCGCCCCGCCCGCGCCCCCCGCGCCACGCCAGCACCGGGGCCAUGCACCCUCUCCGCAGCGGGCUGCUCAACUCCACCUCCGACUCGGACCUCGUGCGCUGCCGCACCAUCAGCAAGAUCCCCCAGAUCACCCUCAACUUCGUGGACCUCAAGGCCGAGCCCUUCCUGGCCUCGCCCGGCAGCGACCGCGAGAUCAUCGCCCCCAAGAUCAAGGAGCGCACCCACAACGUCACGGAGAAGGUCACCCAGGUCCUGUCCCUGGGCGCCGACGUGCUGCCCGAGUACAAGCUGCAGGCCCCCGCGAUCCACCGCUGGACCAUCCUGCACUACAGCCCGUUCAAGGCCGUGUGGGACUGGCUCAUCCUGCUGCUGGUCAUCUACACGGCCGUCUUCACGCCCUACUCGGCCGCCUUCCUGCUGAAGGAGACGGAGGAGGGCCCCCCAAACUCCGACUGCGGCUAUACCUGUCAGCCGCUGGCCGUGGUGGACCUCAUCGUGGACAUCAUGUUCAUCGUGGACAUCCUCAUCAACUUCCGCACCACCUACGUCAACGCCAACGAGGAGGUGGUGAGCCAUCCUGGCCGCAUCGCCGUGCACUACUUCAAGGGCUGGUUCCUCAUCGACAUGGUGGCCGCCAUCCCCUUUGACCUGCUCAUCUUUGGCUCCGGCUCGGAGGAGGUGGGUCUGCGGAGGACGGUGGAGAAGCGGCUGGGAAGGGAGAGGGACCAAAGGGGCGUGGCCAGAGGAGAGGGGCGGGGCCAAAAGCAGGUGGAGCAUGACAAGGAAGGAGGGGCAUGGCUAGAG
Sorex fumeus (smoky shrew) is the source of this 1933-nucleotide messenger RNA. It is a transcript of the gene KCNH2, whose product is annotated as potassium voltage-gated channel subfamily H member 2. Gene Ontology annotation, biological process: regulation of heart rate by cardiac conduction; membrane repolarization during action potential; potassium ion transmembrane transport. NCBI's taxonomy places the organism in Eukaryota, Metazoa, Chordata, Mammalia, Eulipotyphla, Soricidae. Gene Ontology annotation, cellular component: membrane. The record is from RefSeq and is a predicted model, not a curated record. Gene Ontology annotation, molecular function: inward rectifier potassium channel activity.